This is a messenger RNA of Python bivittatus (Burmese python), 1878 nucleotides long. The record is from RefSeq and is a predicted model, not a curated record. NCBI's taxonomy places the organism in Eukaryota, Metazoa, Chordata, Lepidosauria, Squamata, Pythonidae.
GACUCGUUGCUGGUUCUUUAUGGAGGUUGCUCCUUGCUUGCUUUGUCUCUGGAGGCUGCAAUGGAUAUUACAAGAGGAAGCCUGGAUGGAAUUUCAAGGCCAGCAUCUAGCUCAAGAAUUAAUCAUGGAAGCAAAGUUUUAAGUUCAUCCCUAGAGAUUUUAACGCCAGAACCAGACCUGCCUAAGGCUGAUUUUUGCAAUAAUCCCAUAGGAGAGAACUCAAAAGAAAAUUAUGAUAAAAAUGGAGAGGAAUAUGGAACUCAAAAAAUUAGGCUCUCAGAACAAAUAUCUGAAGAAAAAACUGAUGAUUUUCAGCAGGUGGUACAGCAUACAAAUCAGGUGGCAGAAUAUUCUUCAAGUUCAGUAGAUUCUGAAGAUGACUGUGCUGAAAAUAAACUGUGUUGCAGCAGUGCUUCUCAGAAUAAGCUAGUUGAACCACAAAAAGUGACAUUCAGCUCUGCAAACCUGGAUGAUUCUAAGGAGAAAAGUAUAGAUCCUCUCAUCCUGAAAGCAAUAAAGAAGAUGAAAAGGCUGGACCAGAUAUUGGCAAAUAAACAAUCCCAGGAAAGAGCUGUCAAAAGGCAAGGCAGAGAAAUGAGAGCAAAACUAUGGGAAGAGUUUCAGUCUAUGACAUCCCGAAGUUCUUCAAUAAUUACUGAAGAGGAAGAAAACACCAGCAGAUUUUUAGCUUUGAACUCACCAUUACCUGUAACACCUGAUCUUUCUGCUUGCGAAGAUAAUGAAACGUUUAACAUAUUUAAAACUCAGCUUCCUCCAGAAAAUUAUGAGAUUAACAGAAAACAAACAAAGCAAGGUGAUUCAACUGACAGUAUAACAAGAAGUUCAGUGAAGAAAAUGGAAAAUGUUCAGCCAAAAAGUGAAACAAGCUUUAAAAAAACCCCAAACUUUGUUAAAAAGAACAUAGAGUUGGCCAAAGAUUUGUCAAGUCAAGUUGUUAUGCUAGAUGAAGAAAGACAGAGACUAUCAGAAUUAUUGAAAGACACUGAAAAUGACAACAGUAAACUUCAAGCUGAGGAAGAAGCAACUGGAUUGUUAGUACCAGGUGAAGGAUAUACACCUGAACCAAUGGAAUAUCAUCACCUUGCAGAAAUCAAUGCUAAACUCAAAAUAAUAAUAUCUGAUGGAGAGUUGCCUGUAGUUCAGGGCUCCUUUUCAAAAGCUUCCAGAAAGAUGUAUCAGGAAUCCUUGGCUUAUGCAAAUAGAAAGCUGAAAACAAUUCCAGGUGAAAAGGUCUUAAGAGACACUAAAGAAGAACGUGAUCAGCAAAACAGGCUUAAAGAAAUCGACCAGCAGCUGAAAAAUCUAGGAGAAACUCCAGAUGUACUUCCUUGCCUCUCAGAAGAGCAACUUAAUGCCCUUCUGGAAGACUGUAUGCAAAGCACAAGAAGAGGAUGCAGUCUUGGUCUGACAAAAUGUCAGGAACAUUCUCUUGAGAGGAUGAGUCCUUGUUGUGACAUCUUUGAAGACAAUAUGCCAGACUCUAGGAAUGAACUGUUAGAUGAUAUUCAACGGCCAGCAAACCAGGAAAUGCUUGGAGGUGAGAAUAAAGAUAUAUUUUCAAAGGAAAGUAUAGUCUCCUGCUGUAAUCUCAGCAAGACAUUUCUUGAAUUUCCCAUGUCGGAAAAAAAGGGAAAUGAAAAUCAAGAAGGACAAGAGGAGGCAGCACAUACUGCUAACAGCUCUGAAGACCACUUCAUGUCAAUAGUUCUUAGUACAGACAAGAUGAAAAAGCCUCCUUUUCUUGAUGAACCUUUUUAUUGUGUCAGCGUGAACAAUGAGCUAUCCACAAAUGCCAACAUUCCUAGCAUGCCACUGAAAACCAGAGGAGGUGAGGCUCUUAACAUAACUUUAGAAUAA